AUGACCAGUUAUUUUUUCUUCCAAUUUUCCUUUUUUUUCAAGGCAGUGGCAGUUGAGCCGCCACCCUACGUGCUGGACGAUGAAACGCCAAUGGAUUUGCCAGGGCUGAGCAGCUACUUAGUGGAGCAUAAGCGAAAACUGCCCUACCUGCUGGGCGGCAUUCGCUACAAGAGAUCCCCACUGCGUGAUUACCAACGGAAACGCGCGCUGGAAUAUCUCACCGGGGGCAUACGAUACCGCAGAGAUGGAGAAGACUAA
This is a messenger RNA of Dibothriocephalus latus, 258 nucleotides long. The record is from the annotation of a GenBank genome assembly. NCBI's taxonomy places the organism in Eukaryota, Metazoa, Platyhelminthes, Cestoda, Diphyllobothriidea, Diphyllobothriidae.